AUGACUCCGAACAGCAUACUGGCAGCGACGCUGAACAGGCACCUGAACAGAUUAGCAGUCGUUCUGAUAGUAUUAAUUAGCUGUUCGUUAGAUAGGACAAGCAGUUGGACGCCAGAUGUCCUCACUAGGUCAUAUAUUACGUAUGAUAACACGAUACCCGCCUUUUUCGGCAACAGCACUGAUUACUUUAAGCUGCUACAUCAGGAUGACAGUUCGAUACUGAUCGGCGCGCGAAAUGCCUUGUACAACAUCAGUCUCGAUCGGUUGAUCGAGAGCACGAACCAACGGGUCACCUGGAGCUCUUCGGACGCGCACCGUGAGCUGUGCACACUGAAGGGCAAACAGGACCAGGACUGUCAGAACUACAUACGAGUGUACGCACGGGUGGGAGCGAAUAGGAUCAUGCUAUGUGGAACCAAUUCGUACAAACCCCUCUGUCGGUAUUACAAUGUACUACCCAGCGAUGGGACCAUAGUCUACGAUAGCAACGAGAUGGAAGCGCUGGGCCGCUGUCCCUACAAUCCGCUGCACAACAGCUCCUACGUCUAUACCGACGGUCACCUUUACUCGGCUACGGUGGCUGAUUUCUCCGGUGCCGAUCCGCUGAUCUAUCGGGAACCGCAGCGAACCGAACAGUACGAUAGCAAGCAGCUGAAUCAGCCGGCUUUCGUCAGUGCCGUCGAGCACAACGGAUACGUGCUAUUUUUCUUCCGGGAAGUUGCCGUCGAGUACAUGAACUGCGGCAAAGCGAUCUACUCGCGCGUUAGCCGAGUGUGCAAAAACGACAAGGGUGGCCCACAUCCGCUCAACGACCGGUGGACGUCGUUCCUAAAAGCACGCCUAAACUGUUCCAUUCCCGGCGAUUAUCCGUUCUACUUCGAUGAGAUUCAAUCGACCACAAAAACCAUCAACGGCAUCUACGGAGGCCAAUCGAAUCAGAUCAUCUACGCGAUCAUGACCACUCCGGAGAACGCAAUCGGUGGUUCGGCCGUGUGUGCUUUCUCCAUUCAGGACAUCCUGGACACGUUUGAAGGUCCGUUCAAAUCGCAACGCGAUAGCCAUUCCAACUGGCUGCAGGUACCGCAGAGCCAGGUACCGGAACCCCGUCCCGGCAAAUGUGUGGACGACAGCCGAACACUGCCGAAGGCGUCGGUUAAUUUCGUUAGAAUGAACACCCUCAUGGAUAUGCCGGUGCAAUCGCUUCAUUCGCGGCCGGUGUUUACCAGGGUUAGCCUGCUGUAUCGGUUGUCCGCCAUUACGGUAGAUCCUCAGGUUAAGGCGCUUCAUGGUACGACGUACGACGUGGUGUUCGUUGGUACUAACGACGGAAAAGUCAUUAAGUUUGUCAACAUUCUAUCGUCAAACACAACGGAAGAUGUCAAAACCGUCGUUAUCAGUGAAACGCAAGCGUUUCCGAUAGGAACCAAAGUCAACGAAAUGACGAUAUCCAGAAAAAACAGGAAGUUGAUCGUGAUUAGCAAUGGAAAGAUCAUAUCGCUUCCACUAAGCAACUGCAAUGAGCACGAGUUCAAGUCCUGCCGCAAGUGUUUGGAACUGCAGGACCCGUACUGCGCGUGGGACGAUGUGAACCGCGAAUGCCGCUCGGUGGAGGAUGCCCGCACCGGUGGUCACCCGAUCGAAAACCUCUUCCAGCGGUUGGACGGAUCCGGUGUGAAUGAAAUUUGCAAAAAAUACGACCAGCGUGACCAGCGGCAGCACAAGGUGGAGGAUAACGAUCUGUACACGCGGGUCGACGGAUCCGGCAGUGCGGAGAAGGAGAAAAGCAGCGAAACGAAAAACGUCGUCAUAAUUCAGUCCAGCAGGGGCACCGUGUCCUCGAUCGGUCCGAUCGAUAUCGAUAACGAAAUACCCAUGACCUCGAUCGAGGGAAGCGAGCUGACGAACAAAAUCGGCACCCAUCAGUAUCAUCAUAAAACAGAUCCUUUCGUAAAGGAAAAUGUAGCGGUAGCAUCGCUGGGCUGGGAAUUCAACCUCAUGCUGGCAGUGUUCUCGGUACUGAUCGGUAUACUUGUGGGGAUCUGCAUUACCCGUCAGGUCAUGAAAAAGCAGCCCUUUCAUGGCAACAGCGAGCACCGAAAUCAGCUGAACUGGCAUCCCGCAAAGAAUUUGAGCAUGCUGUCGCAAAACCGUACCAGCGGGAAGGACGUCAACCUGCUGAUGAACACCACCAAUCAGUACCACACGCAGCAUCAGGCCAUAGUGCAGCAGCUGCAGCAGCAACAGAACAAUAUGAAAGACAAUAUCGACUUCGACUACAAGGAUCGAAGCGUCGAGUGUAAGAACUCGACCGAAAAUCUGGAAAAGGACAUCAGCAAAGGCAUGGGCACCCUGCAGAAGACGCGACAGUUGAAGACUUUCAAGCCUUAGGCGCAUUGUGCGAGAGAGAGAGAGAGAAAGUAGAGUUCGAAGAACAGUGUUGUAGCGAAUGUAAUUUGUAACAACCUGUCAGGAUUGCCUCCCCCGCGUCGC
This is a messenger RNA of Sabethes cyaneus, 2490 nucleotides long. Its product is annotated as semaphorin-1A. The record is from RefSeq and is a predicted model, not a curated record. Lineage: Eukaryota; Metazoa; Arthropoda; Insecta; Diptera; Culicidae. The coding region runs from base 1 to 2388 and encodes 795 amino acids. Gene Ontology annotation, molecular function: semaphorin receptor binding; chemorepellent activity. The transcript has 7 exons. Gene Ontology annotation, biological process: neural crest cell migration; negative chemotaxis; semaphorin-plexin signaling pathway.